UGUGCAUAGCUUCUGAUGCUCUGUGGACUUCUGUGCCUGCUCAACCACAGCCGAUGCUUGCAAUAAAGGCUGGCAAACGAUCCCCAGUUUUUGUUUUACUUGCAGCAGGAAGCCCCACUGAUUUGAGAAGCACCUGCGAGGUUAGAAGCUCGACCCGAUCUCAGGACGCAUCUCCCAGAAACGACUUCCUGUUCGGAGGCCAGAGCGGAAAAUCAAACUCGGCCAAAGGCGAGUCACUAUUUUGGUCUGCCGGAAGACGAGAAAGCAAAUGAGAAAGACCCAGACCUCGCAAGAAGCGGAAGCAGCACUGCCUCGCCCCCGCGGUCGGUGCUCGGUCAGCUGACCGCAGUCCCGCGAAGACAAGGCGCAGAAAGGAAAGGAGGACCUUAGCCAGGGGCUGCUGCUGCUGCUGCCUGAUGUCUCCGCCGGCGCACACCUCCAUCCUUCGCUCCCCAGCGGCUCCUCUGGGGCUGAUCCAGCUCCUGCUCUGCUUGCAGCUGCCCUCUCCCGGAGAUGCUGCUCUCUACGACCCCACGUGGGAGUCGCUGGACUCCCGGCCUCUCCCCGCCUGGUUUGAUGAAGUCAAGUUCGGCAUUUUUAUUCACUGGGGCAUCUUCUCGGUGCCAAGCUUUGGCAGCGAGUGGUUUUGGUGGUAUUGGCGGAAAGAAAAGAGAGAGCCCUAUGUAAACUUUAUGAAGAGCAACUAUCCUCCUGGUUUCAGUUACGAAGAUUUUGGCCCUUUGUUUACAGCAGAGUUUUUUGAUGCCAACCAGUGGGCAGACAUUUUGAAAGCAUCAGGUGCCAAAUAUGUUGUCUUGACUUCAAAGCACCAUGAAGGUUUUACAUUGUGGGGAUCUAAAUAUUCUUGGGCUUGGAAUGCUGUUGAUGUUGGACCCAAACGGGACAUUGUGGCUGAAUUAGCAUCAUCCAUUAGAAGUAGAACGGUCUUACACUUUGGACUCUAUCACUCACUGUUUGAAUGGUUCAAUCCUCUCUUCCUUGAUGAUGCCUCUACUGGGUUCCUAAAAAACCGAUUCCCAAGUGCCAAGUCACUCCCAGAGUUGUAUGAGAUUGUGAACAUGUACCACCCAGAGAUUCUGUGGUCAGAUGGAGAUGGGGGUGCCCCAGACACUUACUGGAACAGCACUGGCUUCCUAGCUUGGCUUUAUAAUGACAGCCCUGUUCGGGACAUGGUUGUAACAAAUGAUCGCUGGGGAGCUGGCUGCAUUUGUAAACAUGGAGGGUAUUACACGUGUGCCGAUCGUUAUAACCCAGGACACCUUCUGCCCCAUAAGUGGGAAAACUGUAUGACGAUAGACAAAAAUUCAUGGGGAUACCGGAGGAAUGCACAGUUGAGUGACUACCUAACAAUUGAAGAGCUUGUAAAGCAACUUGUAGAAACAGUGUCAUGUGGAGGAAAUCUCUUGUUGAACAUCGGGCCCACCCACGAUGGUCGCAUUCCUGUUAUUUUGGAGGAGCGCUUGAAGCAAAUGGGGUCAUGGCUGGCCCUCAAUGGGGAAGCCAUUUUCAGCACUAAACCUUGGAGGGCUCAGAAUGACAGUGCCACACCAGGAGUAUGGUAUACAUUCAAGCCAAAAGAAGACAUUCUGUAUGCCAUUUUCCUUAACUGGCCAUCUUCAGGAACUCUGAUGCUUGGGGAACCAAAAGGCGUUACCGGAAAGACAGAGGUUAAGCUGAUUGGAUAUGAAGAGCCAUUGCCAUGGACUUCCAUGGGGGAAAAGGGAAUGAUGGUAGUCACACCUCAAUUGCCAUUCACUAUAUUUCCAUAUCAGUGGGGCUGGACUCUGCAGCUAACUAAUGUCUAUUAGCAACAGACAUCUUUCACUUUUAGUUAUUAUGACUGGUUCUCUUCUUCUUCUUCUGGUGAAUAAUCAGAGGUCACUCACCAUGGCUUACUUCUGAGGUGAUAGGAGAUAUGUAUCUGAAAUAAUCUAUAGGAAGGAGAUUCAUGCACUGAUCUUGUUCCUCCUUCAGCUUUUGAAAAGAGGACCUAUGAAAUUAGGCAGAAUCUACCACAAUUAGGCAGGAAGUGCAAGUAAACCACAGAGUGAAGUGAUGAAUUAUUUUUAGUCUCAGGGAUACAUGUCCUUUGGGGUAAUCUAGGGACCAAAUGCCAGUGCAGAGCUGAGCCAGAGGCAAAAGUGAGCAAUUAAAGUGAAUUUUACACUGUACAGUAGGCUACUUUUUUCACUUACACCUUGCUCUCUAUCCUCCAGCAACACAAGCAAGAGGGAUUACUAGAGUUUAAGGACAUAGACCAGUCAGGCAAAACCACUCGAGGAAUGGGCCUUGGGAAGAGUCAUCUUAUGAGGCUCACAAAAGACAGACUAAACAGAAAAGUUAUUAUGUGUCUUUUAAAAAAAGAAAAGUAUUUUGACUUUAAAAAGCAACCAAGGGCAGUGGCAGUGGGGGGUGAGGAGUCUGCCAUGCCUAAUGUUAGAUUUGGUGCUCAAAUAACUUUAUGGACAAAAAAGUAUGAGACAUUCUAAAACUGAAAUGUUGAAUCUGACUGAAAAUCGUGUUAGUCAAACUUUGAUGCUUGUGGUUAGGGCUUGGUUUGUUUUUUAAAUGCAGGUCUUAAAUCCAGAUAAAGUUAAGUAUGACAAACAAUACAAUCCUACCAUUGUCUAUGCAACAGUCCUAGUGGUGCCUCGCUAGACGAAAUUCGUUCCACGGGUCUUUUCUUAUAGCGAAAAAUUCGUCUAGUGAAUCCCAUAGGAAUGCAUUGAAUUUUUUUUGAUUUUUUUUUUGCCCAUAGGAACGCAUUAAUUGAAUUCCAAUGCAUUCCUAUGGGAAACCGCGAUUCGCUAGACGAAUUUUUCGUAAAACACAUUCGUCUAGCGAGGCAAGCUCCGCUCGAAAAAUCCUUUCGUUAAGCGGAAAUUUCGUUAAGCAGGGCAUUCGUUAAGCGAGGCACCACUGUACUAUGUUUGAUGGACUAUGCUCAAGUUAAGUGUUUAGGAUUGCUUUCAGUAGGGAUAAGUGGUAAGUAGCUGUGAAUUUAACUUCUUCCAUUGGUUUCAGUAAUAUUUGAUUCCAUUUCGCUGGAGUUGGGUUUCAGUUUCCUCAGUCCUAUAACCUACCUCAAUAUUACCCCAUCACACUUUCUUUGAAUAUAAAAUUAUAUAUUAGGACUUGGGUCAUAGUUCUGAUUAGUGAGAAAUGGCCUGCAGUUAUACACUUCUUAAAUUUUGAUAUAUGUACAUUCAGUUACUUAAGUACCAGACUGGUAAGAUUCUAAAGCUAUCACCUCUUUGGGUAUCUCGCCGUUUGUGCUUGAAAAAAAGAAAAAUAUUGCUAAUUAAAAUUUUUGUGUAAUUGUAAUCUUGAUGAAACACUUUAAUAAUAAAGCAGCUAAGGUUCUAUAAGGAUAAAUUAAUGUUGAAGUCCAGUCGCCUUGUUGAUUUACAACCAAAGUUUCUCUGUGUGAAAGUAUUUGCUUUCGUUAUGGGUUGGGCAAGUUCUAGCUGCUCAGUCCCACUCCUUUGCCUCAAAAGGAGCUUGGUGGGAGUGGUUUCCUGCUACAAACCAGAGAGGGAAAAGGACAAGGACAAGAAAUACUGCCAAAAUAAUCUUGCUUCUACUUGAAUGCAAUGUGAUUACUGUAUUUGACUGCAAUAUUUUUUUUUGAGAAACUUGUAAGCUGCUAGGGGGCCCUCUUACAAUCUAAUAGAA
Zootoca vivipara (common lizard) is the source of this 3696-nucleotide messenger RNA. It is a transcript of the gene FUCA2, whose product is annotated as alpha-L-fucosidase 2. Gene Ontology annotation, molecular function: alpha-L-fucosidase activity. Gene Ontology annotation, biological process: glycoside catabolic process; fucose metabolic process. Lineage: Eukaryota; Metazoa; Chordata; Lepidosauria; Squamata; Lacertidae. The record is from RefSeq and is a predicted model, not a curated record. Gene Ontology annotation, cellular component: lysosome.